AAUUACUUGGAAAAAAAACUUGAAAAGUUCUGGAUGGAGUUACUGCAAUUGUUUUAUAUCUAUGUGACUAUUGGCAUUUAAAUGUUUUCUAAUUCUAAAAACGGUUAAACUUUAUAUAAAAACCAAACUAUUUCCUUUGAAAGUGUAUCGGUUAUAACACUAGAAAAAGUGAAACGAUACGCACAUUGUGCCUGACUUCGAUUGGGCCCGCACGGGUUUUCUAUUAAAAUACACAUUACAUUUAUGCAGAAUCAAGUGCAUAUUCAAUAAGAACGUUAUAUUUAGCCAGGAGCUGCAUAUAAUCAACUUAAUUUUUAUCGUCUGCAGAAUUGAGCGUCAUAAUGCCUUCGUGUAAAGAAGAGAUAUUUGCAGUAGUAUCCUCGGAGGUGCGGGCGCUAAUCAUUAGUGGGCGCAAGCCACCGGUUCCCUUGAACGACGUUCUCAGGGACUAUGCCGAGGUCGUGGGAGAGCCACUUCCAUUCCGCCGGUUGGGCUAUAGCAGCGCCCAGGCGAUGCUGGAGGAUACCAGGAACUUCAAUUUUCAGAUUUACGGAAGCACGGUCUGCAUCACUGCCAAGUACAGCGAGAAAUCGGACCACAUUGCGUCUAUGGUGCGCCAGCAGAAGCCUUCCAAAUCCAGAGCCUACUCAAGGCCGACCCCACAGCCAGGAACUUUCAAAAAAGCUGCAACCAACUUCCAUCAACAAAGGUAUCCGCAGCAGAAUUACCAGUGUCAGCUGCAUAUUCAGCAAAGGAAUCAACAGCAGCAGAAUAGCCAGUAUCAGCAGCAUCUUCAGCAAAGGAAUCAACAGCAGCAGCAGAAUCUUCAGCAAAGGAUCCAAUUGCAACAGCAGCAGCAUAGGAAUCAACUACAACAGCAGCAGCAGCAGCAAAAGAAUCUAGUACAACAGCAACUGCAAAGGAAUCAACAGCAACAGCAGCAGCAAAAGAAUCAACCGCAACUGCAGCAGCAGCAAAAACUUCAACAACAGCAAACCUGGGAGGUAGAGCAGCAGAAGCAAAAGUUGCUGAUUCAGAAGCUGCAGGAGGAGAUUAAUUCUUGUCGCAAGCAGACAGGGGAGCAGCUUCGCCAGCUGAAAGAGAUCAAGGAGCAGGACGAGAAGAAACUCAAGGAGCAGGAACAGGUCAUAAAGAAGCUGGAGAAAGAUCGAGAGCAUUUCAAACAGAAGGCCGAGGCCAAAGCGCUUCUCGACAAAAAGCAGGAGAACGUCGCUCCGAAAAUCGAAAAUUCUGGACACAAAACGCCCAGCACGCCGCUUCUGGUCAAAGAUAACAAGCAGCAUCAGGAAGAGGACAAGGAUACCAAAAAAAUCAAAGAACUGGACAAAGUCGCAGCGAAAAUCGGAAUCGGAAAUUUAAGACCAAGCAACAAGCAGGUGCUGGCCAAAGACAAGCAGCACCGUUCGAAAGAAGACUUGCACGUUGAACGCGCUAAUAUUUGCGACAUGAAUGGCCAUAGCACUAGCAACGGUCAUGGCAGGGCCAUGGCGGGGAAGCCUCCUCAACGGCCCAUACUGGGCAACGGUGCCCCGCAUCGUGGAGGUGGACCAGGGGCUGCGUUUGAUACGUCCAAAAAUCGCGGACUGCAGCAGCGAACCUCUGUGAACGAUAGACUGAAGCAACAACAACAGCAGCAGCAGCCAGCAGCAAAUCAACCGAAACUACCAGCGACUGCCCCAGCGCUGAUGACUCCUCCUGAUACGCCAGAAGUUCCCUCGAAAAAGGCCAAUCAGAGAGCAUUGCGGACACCUGCGAAAUCGCAGGAUACGCCCAAGUUCGAGUUCAAAUCGGAUGCGGCCCAAGAUCCCAUGGCCGCGUUGAAGGCGUACUGCGAGUUCAAAGAAUUGGAGGAGCCCUCGUACCGCAUCUUCAACAGUCGGCCCCAUCUGAACUGCUCGGUGAGGGUCGGCGCCUUUGUCUACAGCUGCUAUCCCAAGGAGUUUGCUGACGAGUCGACGGCCUACAGGGAGACUGCCUGGAUCGCCAUUCAAAAGAUUACGGAGGCAGAGUCGCGCCAACCGCUCACCAUUUGCACCCUGACGGAUCACGAGUUCAUUGACGGCCUGUACCAGGAGCUGCGGCAGUAUCCCAACGGCAUAAUGGGCCACAAGCUUGAGGAGUGGUAUGAACGGACCUUCCACCACCACCUGCCCAGCCACUGGCACGAUCUGGUUGUGGAGUCGAGCAAGAUCCGCAUGGAGCAUACCGUCUCGUCCCUCAUUCUGUUGGCCAAUGAUCCCGCCUCUCCGAAGCCGAGGAGAGCAACAGUCCAGCGGCCCGAAAUGCCCGAGCUUCGGCUGCCGUGGAUGAGCGAGGCGGACCACAGCUUGGAGCGACACCACGACUGGAGCAUGUACAUCACGCAUUGCGACUCCACCAAACUGGUCUGGGCCCGCCUAAUCGAUCAGAUAUCCAGCCUAGAGGCGCUGUCGGUGAACCUGAACAGGCACGUGGCGGUGCGUACACCGAUUACGGAGCCCCACGAGCAGGAUAUGUAUCUGGUGGAAGUCACCGAGGGCUGGAGUCGUGUGCGAGUGCUCUCCGUGGACGCGAAGCAGCGAACCUGCCGCUGCCACUUUGUCGACUUUGGGGACGUGGCCUCGUUUGAGUUUGAAGAUCUGGUCGUGUGUCCGGCCCAGUUCCUGGUGCUGCCCGCACAGGCCAUCUGCCUGGGCAUGUAUGCGCUGGAAAAGUUGGCGGAUCACCCGCACGCCCAGGCCGUGCUCCUUAAAGAGCUCGCCGGCCAGCGGGUGGUGGCUCGCAUCCUCACCACCGAGAAGCAGUUCAUCGACUUGGGCGGCUGUGCCCAGGGCGUUUGGCAGGAUGGCAUGCGAAGCGCCUGCCUGGUGGGCACUCUGUACGACACCUCCACGGCGGACGACAUUCACCUCAACGAUCUAGUGGCCAACGAGAUCAACCGCAACACGCCGGCGCCCAUACUGAGUCCGGACCAGAAGUCCAAUCCGGUGCUCAUCUCCCACAUCAACGAUGGCGGCGACCUCACUGUGCUGCUCCGCAACGAGGAUCUAAGGUUUGUGGAGCGCAGCAUUGCCACCACAGUGGCUGACAUCGGGGAGCAGCAUCGCGUCACCCACUUGGACCUGCUGCACGAUCGCCUGGUGUUUGUCUGCGACGAGUCAGUCGAUGGCCUGAAGCAGUGGUACCGAGGCAUGCUCACCGCCAAGCCAAAGAAUGCCGAUGAGGAGACCUUCGAUGUUUACUACGUCGACGACGGACGCCUGCGCAAGACGCACAUUUCGAACAUCUAUCGACUGGAGGCCAACAAUCUGGCGCUGGCCGGCUAUCCGCCGCUGGCGCUGCGCGUCCGCCUCCACGACGUUCCCGAUAUCGUGGGAGACAUGCUUGGGCGCCUUCGCGGACUGAUGCCGCCCCGCAGCGAGGCUAUCGUCAAGGUGAUGGAGGGUGCGAGCAGUGACCAGCUGCCGAUGGUCAACGUUUACGUGCGCGGCCAGGAUGCCAAUGCCAUGUACAUGUGCGUGAACAGCGCCAUCCAGAUGGAGUUUGAAAUGCAGAGAAGCACGCGUCCGCAGACCUACGACGAUGGCGGUCUGCGCUUCAAUCCCAAUGGACAGCUGCAGCGACGCAACAGCUUCGGCUCUGUGGUGUCCAGCCACAGCAGCGGCAGUCUCAGCUUCAGCGAUCAUGUCCUUCCCGUCACCCCACCAGUGACGCCCUUGCGAGUGUCGUCGUCGCCCACAAUCAAAGAGUACGAGGCCAUACCGGCUGUGGGCGCCUACUUCGAGGUGCGCAUUGGCCUCUCCAUCAAUCCCGGACACUUUGCGGUGCAACCCUACAAGUGCUACAAUCAGUUGCAGCACUUGAUGAAGGAUCUGCAGGCACAUUGCAAGGGAGCGACGGCACAGGGCGUGCAAUCUUCCCUAUUGGCCAUAGGAGAGGCAUAUGCUGCUCCAGACAGCGAUGGCAUCUACCAUCGUGUUAUUAUUCGCAAGAUUUACGACGAGAUUAUACAUGUGCGCUUCGUGGACGUGGGCGACGACGGUGUGGUGGCCUGUGAUCAACUGAAGAAGCUUCCGCCGGCCUUGGCCGAGCUGCCCAGGAUGGCCAUACCAGCUCAAUUAUAUGGCAUCCAACUGGCAGACGUUCUCUGGACUCAGGAGAACUGUGUGCGCUUCAGGAAGCUAACGCUGGGUCAAAAGUUUAUCGGGAUGGUGCGGCGUCUGAGCAGGUUGAAGGAUGACACGCGAGUGCUGUGCCUGGAGCUGAUCGACGUCUCCACGCCGCAGGACAUAAAGCUGCACGAGAUUCUCAUCAGCGAGAAGCACGCGCAGCCAGAGUCGUAGGUCAGAAAUGGAAGAAAAAUCGAAGACGAACCGAAGAACGAUUUUAAUUUGAGUUUGAACUUGUUCACGUUUAUGUUUGCUUAAUUGUAGCCUUAGGAUUAGGUGUAAUUAAUGCAUAAUUUAUUAAGACGAUACAUUCCCCGACACGGGAACGGUUACUCUGUACUGCUCGGAAACGCAACAAAAUAUACAAAUUAUGAUUUUAGC
Molecule: messenger RNA, 4550 nt
Organism: Drosophila obscura
Lineage: Eukaryota; Metazoa; Arthropoda; Insecta; Diptera; Drosophilidae
Gene: tapas
Exons: 8
Coding region: 342-4343 (1333 amino acids)
Biological process (GO): spermatogenesis
Source: RefSeq, a predicted model, not a curated record